This is a messenger RNA of Dracunculus medinensis (Guinea worm), 966 nucleotides long. Lineage: Eukaryota; Metazoa; Nematoda; Chromadorea; Rhabditida; Dracunculidae. The record is from the annotation of a GenBank genome assembly.
AGCAACACAAUAAUACAAUUCUCGGCAAUACAGUUUUGUUUCACUAAAACACUUCUUUUCUAUUACAUUAAUACUUUUAGGUCUUCCAAGAUCCAAAUCAAAAAAAUUAAUAGAAUGGGAAGUAAUCAUAUUUGCCUAACCUAUUUUAGCAUAGCGGAAGUUUCGACCAGUAAAUUUACUCUCGUUACUGCUCUUUUGGAUAUUGGCCGAGGAAAUUGGUGGGAAUAUAGACGCACUAUUGAAAAUUAUUAUCAGUAUUUGGACAAUAUUCUUCAUCUCAACGUGGAUCUUGUAAUUUUCCUCGAUGAUAAAAGUGCUGAUUACAUUUACAAACGAAGAAGAGGACUUGGAUUUGAACAGAAAACAAAGAUAAUUCCCAUAUCAUUUUAUGAACUUCCUUUUUACGCAUACAUUCAUAAAGCGGAAGAAAUUAUUAAACGAGAGCAACAGGGAAUAUUUUGGGACUCUAAUUGGGAUGAAACAAUGAAGCAUCAUCCGGAAGGGAAAAGCGCCAUUUACAAUAUUCUAGUCAACUCCAAGCCGUACUUUCUUUAUAAGAUAUCAAUUGAAAAUCCCUUUUCUGCACGUUUUAUGGUUUGGCUUGAUGCAGGCUAUGGUCAUGGUAAUCGAUCUAUAUUUCCAAAAAAUUAUGAAUGGAAGCCAAAAUUUUUGCCCAAUAAAAUUUCACUCAUUCAAGUCACCCCCCCUCACGACAAAAUAUCUAGGUACACAAUGGCAGAUCUGUACCGUAAAAACUGGGCCGUCUUAAGUGGUGGGUUUAUUGCUGGAGAUAUUUAUGCCUUAAACCGCUUUUACGCAUAUUAUUAUCGAGUCUUUGCUGAGAUGAUUAACCAAAACCGCAUUGAUGACGACCAGACAACGAUGGUACUGCUCGUCCAGCAACAUCCACAGCUAUUUAACAUUGUUCACGGUGACUGGUUCGAUGCAUUUAAAUUAUUCUCAUAA